AUGUCCUUUAAAAAGAAAAAAAAGCUCUGGUUUUCGUUGUGGGGUGGAACUGGGAAAGCCCAAAGAGAGCCCACGCGCCCCUUUAUCAGGGCAAAAUGCGGCCCAGGGGUAUUUUACAUCAUUUCUGAUGGGGCUGGCGGGAAGCCUCGAAUUGGCAGGGCCACGCGACACCGCUGCAGAUGUGAAGGGGCGCUUGGGUUAAUAAUAUCCCGUGUCUUUGGCUCACUGGGAAUUGUAGGUCGGUUGGAAAAACCAAACGCCCAGAUAAAGCGAGUGAGAAUUCCGGAAAAAGACUUUGUCACAUCCCACCCGCGGUGGGUAACAAAUAUUCCCCGAAGGAGUACUGGAUAUAAUAUUGCACUUGUGAACAAUCACCUGAGGAUCUUGCGUUCACACCUCCCUGCGCAAGGCUUAUGA
Trypanosoma grayi is the source of this 417-nucleotide messenger RNA. RefSeq lists its product as hypothetical. The record is from RefSeq and is a predicted model, not a curated record. The transcript has a single exon. Lineage: Eukaryota; Euglenozoa; Kinetoplastea; Trypanosomatida; Trypanosomatidae. The coding region runs from base 1 to 417 and encodes 138 amino acids.